Molecule: messenger RNA, 1743 nt
Organism: Mesocestoides corti
Lineage: Eukaryota; Metazoa; Platyhelminthes; Cestoda; Cyclophyllidea; Mesocestoididae
Source: the annotation of a GenBank genome assembly
AUGACUGUGGUGGAAAUUGGUCAUUUCGAAACGGUCUCUUCCAAUGAAGAAAAACGAAAUGACUUUCAAAACAAUUGCUUGAGCCUUUUUCUUUACACGAUAUAUUGCAAAUUUCUCCUGGAAAGAAACAACCUUGAGACAUUUAUUGGGCCCCGUGAUGAGAUGACCAUUCUGCGCUUGGCAUUAUCCCAGAUUACUUCAAACGUCGAUCUAUCCGCAGUCGAAUUGCAACUAAUAUGGAUCGAGGUGUGUAAAAGGCGCUUAUUCGGUCCUCAAGGUGACGACUGUGGACUCGCGAAUGCCGUUGACGAUUUACUCUUAGACGCCAAUGUUGUCGACCGCGUUCAUCUGCUGAAAGCCAUAAUGAUUGAAUAUAAUGAAAAUUAUUCCCUAAAAGAAGCUCUGCAAGCUGCUGAAUAUGUCAUCAUUUCUGACCAAUUGUCGUGGUUCGAGUUCCUGGUGACAUCCCUGCUAAUUGAACUUAAGGUUCCCAAUUUGCGGUUUACGAAGACACCCCACUUGGUGCCUUUUCGCUCUUUACAUCAGUGUGAAGUCUUACCAGAACGGUAUAUUGAGCCAGAUCCUCUUGCCCGCAGCCUCCUAGCCUACCUCGCGGUCAGCGUUAACGUAAUGAGUACAAUCGACCUUGCUCUCAUAAUGAACUCGCCAUUUCGUGGAUUUGGAAAAACUUUCUUUUCCGUUCUCCGACGUGCAGCCAAACGAUCUUCAAUUUCGCCUGGUCAGUUAGUUCUCUCCUACCCGGCCUGCAUGACGGACUCAACAACCACUUCCACUUUGGCUGAAAAAGACGACCGUCUCCUUCGACUGUCCGCCCCCUGUCUGGGUCACCUUGCCGACACCAUCCGCGGCUGCCAGGACGCCCUCUCCGGCCACCUGAACGACGAGGACUCGACCCUGGCGACCACCAGCGAGGCAACCUGCAUGUCGAUUGAGGCCGCCACGCGAGCUGUCGGAGCCUGUCUCGACGCGGCUGUGCAGGCCUUCAGCAAGCCGCCGUCUUUUGGUGGUAGGCGAAUGGCAAGAGAAGCAAACGCCAAUUAUCCCCUCAAAACGGUAAAAGAAGUCAGAGAAAAGCUCUGUCAAAAAUUGAAGCUGUUGGUUUCUUCCUCAUUCCUGGCAGGAGGUGAAUCCAUUCUGACCCCUACGCCUAAUCGGCCGACGCGUGCCGGUGGCUCUAUUCAGGGCAGGGCUGCUUUUAAACUCGCCCGCUUUUUCAUCUUUUCUGAAGCCUCCGCCCAGCUUGUUCAACUCAUCAGAACUCCCUCCGAGGCCUCGCCCUGGCGCAUCCCAAGGACGCCUUUCGGCCAGCGAACCAUCAGGGCGUUUUUUCAAUCACCCACGAGUGCUGAACGCACACCCAAGGCCACUACUCCACCAAGGCAAUCUGAGGCCACUGCUACCUCAGCCGCUUCCGAAAUUGUACCGAAGCGUCGGCUUAAUGCACGCUUCCAGUCAAAUCUGGAUUGGGCGGUGAUGGGCAAUGACUCGCCUUCUCCGGUGGCGCGACGUUUCUCCGAAACCGAUCUCAAUCCAAGACAAGAGGAUGAAGCAACGCGAAAAUCAGAUCCUGGUGCCUGUAGCCCAAAGAAAAUACCGAAGCUAUUGUUUGACGAUACUGAGGAGGAAGCAGACGAGCCUAGUGAGUGUUUCCUUGAGCUGUCAUUAGUCCUCAUGACUGUCCAAGCUCCAAGCUAUUGCCCCUUACUGAAUGUUUAUCGUUGA